CGGAUUGGUCUGCUUUCUCUUGCCUGUGGCGGUUGACAGCACCUCCCAGCCGUGCACGGCCUUCUGCUUGCUAACACAGACAGGCUGACUGCAGCAAGCUCAGCUCUACCCCAGUCCGUACACUGGCAGAAAAGUGCACUCUCUUUCCGAUUUUUUUUGCUUCUUAAGUUACUGGAUUCUGCAGUACAAGUCUUCAUGAACAAGCUGCACCGCUUACAGAUUUCACAGCAUUCAAAGGUCACAGAACUGCCACUAUGGUUAAAUGUCUUGUUUAAUGGUUGAGAGGUGCGGAGAAAUCUCAUUUGAUAGUCCUGACCAGAAUGCCAAAUGUGUUCGCAUGCUAGGAGAUGCACGGGUGAGAGGUCAGACAGGGGUUCUCUCCGAGCGCCGUGGCUCCUACCCGUUCAUAGACUUCCGUCUUCUUAACAAUACAACACUCUCAGGGGAAAUUGGCACCAAGAAAAAGGUGAAAAGACUGUUAAGUUUUCAGAGGUAUUUCCAUGCAUCCCGGUUACUCCGUGGAAUCAUACCACAGGCUUCUCUGUACCUGCUGGAUGAGGACUACCUUGGGCAAGCACGGCAUAUGCUAUCCAAAGUGGGAACAUGGGAUUUUGACAUUUUCUUGUUUGACCGCUUGACAAAUGGAAACAGUCUCGUAACACUGCUUUGUCACCUCUUCAACGUGCAUGGACUUAUUCACCAUUUCCAGCUAGAUAUGGUUACAUUGCAUAGGUUUUUAGUUAUGGUUCAAGAAGAUUACCACAGCCAGAACCCUUACCACAAUGCUGUCCACGCUGCUGACGUCACGCAGGCUAUGCACUGCUAUCUAAGGGAGCCUAAGCUUGCCAGCUUCCUCACCCCAUCGGACAUCAUGCUUGGACUGCUGGCUGCUGCAGCUCACGAUGUGGAUCAUCCAGGGGUCAACCAGCCAUUUCUGAUCAAAACGAAACACCACCUUGCCAGUCUGUACCAGAAUGUUUCCGUGUUAGAAAAUCAUCACUGGAGGUCUACAAUAGGCAUGCUUCGAGAAUCACGGCUCCUCGCUCACCUGCCCAAGGAGGUGACACAAGACAUCGAACAGCAGUUAGGCUCCCUGAUCUUGGCAACAGACAUCAACAGACAAAAUGAGUUUUUGAUUCAUCUGAAAUCUCACCUUGACAAUCAGGAUUUGAGACUGGAGGAUGCACGAGACAGACAUUUUAUGCUUCAGAUUGCACUCAAGUGUGCUGACAUCUGCAACCCCUGCCGGCUGUGGGAGCUGAGCAAGCAGUGGAGCGAGAGGGUCUGCGAGGAGUUCUACCGCCAAGGUGACCUGGAACAAAAAUUUGAACUGGAAAUAAGCCCACUUUGUAAUCAACAGAAGGAUACAAUACCAAGCAUUCAGAUUGGGUUCAUGACGUACAUUGUAGAGCCACUCUUUGAGAGGUGGGCCCAGUUUACAGGAGAUACGCCCUUAUCUGAAAACAUGUUAAACCAUCUCAGGAGGAACAAGGCAAAGUGGAGGAGUUUGCUCCAUAAGCAACACAGCAGUAGUAGGAGCAAUGACCACUCAGGUCAAGUAACUGACAGCCAGGAACAGACUUUAAAUGAAGAAGAAACUCCUUAGUGGCAGCUUUGCACUUUUCCUUAUAGCACUGCUAUCUUCGUCUUGAUCACAGCAGCAAGCAAAAUCCUGAGGAGCUAGGAGCCUCUUGUCAAGACCAUGGAAAGGGAGGAAACAGCAAAGCAGAUGCUCUAAGGGUCCUUAUGAACAAGCCCAUGGUUCUGCUGGUUCCUUUCUGGAUCUCCAUCUUUCUCUCCCCUCUCUUCAUUCUGCACAUGCCUGAUGCCAUCCGUCACUUCAGAUCAUGAACUGCUUGAAUGCAGGUCGAGCCAGCAGAGCUGAAGCCGAGCCAGUUACUGCUGCCAUGAAGCAGGGAGGAUUACUGAGAGAACGGGGAGGAUAGAGGCACUCUUGGUUAUGUAUUCAUUUACCAUGAGUCAUACUGUGACAUCUGUACAAAGGCCCAGAGCACCAUACGCUUUCCAGUCCGGCAGCUGGGCUGCGCAUGAAACCACCAGCAUCUUCAGAACCCAGAGGACACUGGUUGAAUGAGACAGCGCUCACAGAGGGCAGAGAGAAUCCGGUUAUUUUAGUAAUUAAAAUAAAAGCCUUUUUAACUUUUGUAUUCUGUGCACUAAACAGAUGUAUGAACUUUGGACUGAAGUUACACAACUCCGUGUACACAACUCCAGUGUAACAAGGCUCAUUUUGGUAAUCAUUUUUAUGCCACUUUGGGUAAAAGAAAGACGGGCAUCUUCUCAUUGCAAGGAACGGUAUUCCCUGGCAAAUGAAAGGGAAGGUGUUGUACAGUCUAACCCUUUGAAACACGAACAGAUCUACCUUUUGAGUACUGUUUCAAGUAAUGUGUUUAUAUUCAUGUGUGUACAUUUUCUGUAAAUAUGAGACGCUACUGAUUCCCAUGCCAAAAUACUGGAGUAUUGUGGGAUUGCUACCUGUAAAAAACAUUGGCACUGUGAACAGAAUACUGUUAGUUUUAAUACAAGAGAAACCAUUUGUAAAUAUGGUAUAGAGUUUAUUAAUAUUCACCAUUGUUUGUGGAUAAAAGCCUUAACUUUUAGCAUCCUUCAUCUUCUGAUAGCUGCCAAAAUCAUAUGAUUACAAGAUACAAUUCUGUACUGCCUUUCCACUAUCAAAGGUAUAUCACAGGUCAUUAAGGAAUGAAGCCUGGCAGGACAACUUCUUGAAAACUUCAAACACAUUCCAUAUGGAUCCGUGCUGUUAAAACCAUAGCACCCUGCACAUUCAGUAUAGGCAAAGGCUUCACAGAGCCUGAAGUUUCAGUUCAAAACAAACAAGCAAAGCCAGAAGCGCACAGCUACAACCACAGUUCAACAAUUCAAUCAAAUUAACACUUAUUCAAGAGUGAAUUUUUAUUAAAUAGCAUAGUGAACUAAAAAGCACGACAUCCUACUAAUUCUGGUGUCCAGCUGUUUUCUUAAGUGAUCUUGUAGUGGAGAUCCCCCCUGUAUUCUCCUACUUAGAUAGCCAGGAUAUAAAUGCAUAUGUAUUUUUCUUUUCAUUAAAAAAAAAAAAAAAAAGAAAGAAAGAAAGAAAGAAAGAAAGAAAGAAAAACCUCCAACCGACUGCUAGAUCUGUCUCACUCAUUGAAGGAAAAAAUGCUUUCAAAGUCAGCCUGUAAGGAAAAUCCUUGUAACUGUCGUAGUAGUUGAGGAAUUCUAUGAAUGCUGUGUUCAUUUUUCUGAAAGAUACAUGGCCCUAUUUGUGUCAUAAACAGCCUCAGUUCAUUCUAUACGAAGCUUCCCUUAAGCUUCCAUGAUUUCACUGAGAUUGCAUUCUUGAGCACUACUGCAUUGCACCAAAGCGAUUGCCCUCUCUCCCCAGAGGAGCUAAUCGUGUUUGAGCAAAGUGCAGCGUUGUUGUAAACCCUCAGCACAUCAAAUCAGCACAGCUGUUUUCCAAAAGAACUAGCAGAUAUGGCCACAUAACCACGUUCAGAGGAAGUGUCUUUGGACAGACCAACAAAGCACUAUUUAAAGUUGGUGUCUGAGAGGAAUAAUGCUUGCUUGGAGAGUUGCAAGGGUAGAUGCAGUAGAAUUUGUUUUUAGUUACAGGGAACACUGACUUUGUUAGACAAAGUCUUCACGAUCAUAAGGUGACUAACGUUUAAAGGAAAACGAAAAGCACAAGGUUUAGUAAAGGAUGCUUUAUUCUACUAAGUCAUUGGACAUGUAUCUUCAGAGAAAAGGACUGAAACUCAGUGAAAUAGGAAGGUGGAAAUCACUAGUCUCCUUCUUCUCUCUUCUAAACAAAACUCAUAUAUUAGAUGCACCGUAACAGCCAAAGUCAAGGAGUUGUGGUAGAAUAAAAUUAUUUCUAACUAUAGGACAUAAAUGCCUUUUUAACCACAUGAUGGUGGAGGUGGCAGCAUUACCACUUUACAGCGUUUUAUAGAUAUUUCUUCAUGACAAAUCUAGGAUAAUUAUUAGGACAUUAUACAAGCAGUAUAAUGGGCUGCCUACAAGCACUUAAGUACAUACAAAAAAAUAUCAUUUCCCUUGUUUUGUCUUUUAUACUAAGAAAUUGAAGCCAUUUUCCAUCUAGUUCAAAGAAUUUUUUUAAAGCAUUCUGAGGUUUAGUUAAAUAAACCUGGUGCCUAGCAGCAAAAAAAGCUCUUGACAGAAAUGUGCUGCUGAGGAGCAUCCAGAAAAUAGGUCCAACAGGAGAGCUUAGUGCAUGUCAAGUUCUGUUACAGCUACAGUGCAUCCAAGGUUUUUUCUGUAAUUAGAGCCUAAGGGGCCUAUUACAAGACUGCUCUUACCAAGUUAAAUCUUCCUAAUAAACUUUGAAAAGCUGCUCUUAAAACAAACAGGGUUUUUUGCUGUUGCUGUUUGUUUUGUUCGGGCUUUAGGUUGGGUGCACUUAAUGUUCUUGCUGGAUUUCAGUCACCCUAUCUAAUGAAACAGUGCUCAAAAUAGGUGGCUCCAGAAAUGCAUCUGUAGUUGGAAGGCAAACCCAUUACACAAGUUUGGGCCUAGACCAGUUUGCCUCAGGUGCUCUAGACAAAAGUGAGCUGAAAAAUCAGGCUCUGGCAACAGAUGUCUGGCAACUAGAUUCACUGGGAUCUGUGGUUGGACUAGGUGAGCUCAGAGGUCUUUUCCGACUUUAAUGCUAUCUUAUACGAUUCUCCACAAAACAAGCCAAACUGUACCUGCUACAGCGAAAUCAGAAACACCAGUGCUUGGUGUUGUAAGUGCUUGGUAUUAUCUAGUAGUUUAGAGAACAUUUUGGGGCUGGGAUUUCUCCCCAAGGAUGCCAACAGGACAGUGUAUGAACAGAAUGGAAAAAAUGUGCAGACAAUACAAAGUCUAUGGAUCGUUACCCUGGCAGCCCUAUUAGCCACUUUACAGAAAGACUUAGUAGAUCAUUUUUCUUUGCUACUGGGCCACUACAGUUAAAAGACUCUCCAGUUUUAAAACUGAGUUGGGUUUUUCGUAUAUGUAAUGAAGGAAGCAGAUAAUUGCUAAGAACAAGCAUAACACACUCUAACAAUGCCACACAAAUACAGUUCACUUAAUUGAUUAAAACCAGUUUCUUUAAAUCAUUUCUUCAAAGAGGCAAAGUCUGAAGAAUGGUAAUAAGUGGCAUUUUUACAUUGGUUAGAACAAUAUGUACAUAUGCACUUUCACUAAGUAAAGGUUUGACCUGCCUUUGGGUUUCUAAGGGCUGACAUUCCGGAAACCAACCAAAAUGGGAAAACAAGAACUAUAACAAAUGUAUACUUCUGAAAAAUAGAAGCAGACAGAUGAGUAGCUGACAUUAAGUAGCGCCUCCAGACGAUCUCUAAAUCAUAAAUCUAUUCUUUUCAUGUGGACUAUUGGUUUUCAGUAAGAAAAUCAAACCCUCCCAGAACGAUCAACGAGAAGGUUGCUACCACAGCAAAUGGAAUGAUCUACAUCUCAAACUGCACAGCUGUCUUAACAGCUUUUCUCAACUCUGGUUGAACUUUCUAUUAGAAGUUUCCAUCAAAACAGAGGUGGACUCCUAUGAGCCCUUUCAUAUGGACUCUUCUUGGAAAGGAGAAACACUCCUUUUAUUUUCAGGUAUCAGAUACCAGACAUCAUCUAUAGCCUUCUAUUCUAAUGAACUCAGAUAAGCUUUCCUUAAGAUUCUCCCGCUCUCCUCCUGACACCAUCACCCACAGACUCAAUAAUAAAAUUUAAAUUAAGAUGCCGCAAAUCUAAAACGAAGAAAAAAAUCCAUGCCAAAACCUAAACGAAACAGAAGAAAAACACAAGGCAAGCUUCAUGCCAUGAACACGUGUCCAAAUUACUUUGAUUGGUGCAAACUAUUACUCUAUUGUUUCUAUAAGUCAUCCAAUAUUUUAGGUACAUAAACUUUCUGUGCAGAGCAUAAGUUUGACUUGGAUGUAAAAAUAUAUUCUGCUUAUCUCUGAAAUCAAGAUUGUAUAUGUCAUGUUUAUUGUAAAGCAUUUUAUAUAUACAUAUUCACAUAUCUUGUACAACUCUAUGGGCCAAACACUGGUCCCACCAACUUCACCGGGACCAAGAAUCAGCCCACAUAUGUGCGUAUAUUUGCCAUAUGCGUCAUUCUAAAAGGAAGCACUAGAUUGUGUGAAAAUGCUGUGACUGCUAUGCAGUGAUGCCAAGAGACUUAAUUGUAUCUUUUUUAACAUACUGCUGUAAGUAUUCAUCAUGUCAAAGAAUGACAACUAAUAAAAUAAAAAU
Lagopus muta (rock ptarmigan) is the source of this 6270-nucleotide messenger RNA. It is a transcript of the gene PDE7B, whose product is annotated as phosphodiesterase 7B. Gene Ontology annotation, molecular function: 3',5'-cyclic-AMP phosphodiesterase activity. Bases 263 to 1606 code for a protein of 447 amino acids. The transcript is spliced from 14 exons. The record is from RefSeq and is a predicted model, not a curated record. Lineage: Eukaryota; Metazoa; Chordata; Aves; Galliformes; Phasianidae.